Molecule: messenger RNA, 1461 nt
Organism: Symphalangus syndactylus (siamang)
Lineage: Eukaryota; Metazoa; Chordata; Mammalia; Primates; Hylobatidae
Gene: IL23A
Product: interleukin 23 subunit alpha
Biological process (GO): immune response; positive regulation of T-helper 17 cell lineage commitment; positive regulation of T cell proliferation
Cellular component (GO): extracellular region; interleukin-23 complex
Molecular function (GO): cytokine activity
Source: RefSeq, a predicted model, not a curated record
UUUGCUUUUUCCUCAAGCAGGAGGAAGUGAGGAAAUUAGGUUUAGGGUGGGGUAGGGGUAUAGCUUUGAGAGGCAAAAAGAUCAGGGAAAGAUCAAACAGGACGGAACUUGAGACCAGUUUAAUUUAAAUAUUUGUUCUCCCUUCCCCCUCCCACCCCAUCCCCGCUGUGCCCCCCAUCCCCCCAGCCUUCUACAGCUAUUUCGAUUCCUGGAGAGCAUUACACAUGUGUCCCAUCCCAGGCCUCUAGCCACAGCAACCACACUACUCAUUUCCCCUGGAACUGAGGCUGCAUACCUGGGCUCCCCACAGAGGGGGAUGAUGCAGGGAGGGGAAUCCCACCUGCUGUGAGUCACCUGCUGGUAUAAAGGGCGGGCCUUACAAUGCAGGGACCUUAAAAGACUCAGAGACAAAGGGAGAAAAACAACAGGAAGCAGCUUACAAACUCGGUGAACAACUGAGGGAACCAAACCAGAGACGCACUGAACAGACAGAAUCAGGCUCAAAGCAAGUGGAAGUGGGCAGAGAUUCCACAAGGACUGGUGCAAGGCGCAGAGCCAGCCAGAUUUCAGAAGAAGGCAAAAAGAUGCUGGGGAGCACAGCUGUAAUGCUGCUGUUGCUGCUGCCCUGGACAGCUCAGGGCAGGGCUGUGCCUGGGGGCAGCAGCCCUGCCUGGGCUCAGUGCCAGCAGCUUUCACAGAAGCUCUGCACACUGGCCUGGAGUGCACAUCCACUAGUGGGACACAUGGAUCUAAGAGAAGAGGGAGAUGAAGAGACUACAAAUGAUGUUCCCCAUAUCCAGUGUGGAGAUGGCUGUGACCCCCAAGGACUCAGGGACAACAGUCAGUUCUGCUUGCAAAGGAUCCACCAGGGUCUGAUUUUUUACGAGAAGCUGCUAGGAUCGGAUAUUUUCACAGGGGAGCCUUCUCUGCUCCCUGAUAGCCCUGUGGGUCAGCUUCAUGCCUCCCUACUGGGCCUCAGCCAACUCCUGCAGCCUGAGGGUCACCAUUGGGAGACUCAGCAGAUUCCAAGCCUCAGUCCCAGCCAGCCAUGGCAGCGCCUCCUUCUCCGCUUCAAAAUCCUUCGCAGCCUCCAGGCCUUUGUGGCUGUAGCUGCCCGGGUCUUUGCCCAUGGAGCAGCAACCCUGAGUCCCUAAAGCCAGCAGCUCAAGGAUGGCACUCAGAUCUCCAUGGCCCAGCAAGGCCAAGAUAAAUCUACCACCCCAGGCACCUGUGAGCCAACAGGUUAAUUAGUCCAUUAAUUUUAGUGGGACCUGCAUACGUUGAAAAUUACCAAUACUGACUGACAUGUGAUGCUGACCUAUGAUAAGGUUGAGUAUUUAUUAGAUGGGAAGGGAAAUUUGGGGAUUAUUUAUCCUCCUGGGGACAGUUUGGGAGGAUUAUUUAUUAUAUUUAUAUUGAAUUAUGUACUUUUUUCAAUAAAGACUUAUUUUUGUGGCUAAA